This is a messenger RNA of Petromyzon marinus (sea lamprey), 904 nucleotides long. RefSeq names its product thymidylate kinase. Gene Ontology annotation, biological process: dTTP biosynthetic process; dTDP biosynthetic process; dUDP biosynthetic process. Gene Ontology annotation, cellular component: cytosol; cytoplasm; mitochondrion. The record is from RefSeq and is a predicted model, not a curated record. NCBI's taxonomy places the organism in Eukaryota, Metazoa, Chordata, Hyperoartia, Petromyzontiformes, Petromyzontidae. Gene Ontology annotation, molecular function: nucleoside diphosphate kinase activity; dTMP kinase activity; ATP binding.
CACCACCACCUCGUCCACCACCUUAUCCACCACCACAACCUCGUCCACCUUAUCCACCACCUUGUAAACCACAUCGUACACCACACCUUGUCCACCACACCUCGUCGCCCCUGUGACGAGGUGAAGGAUGAGUCUACGAAGAGGCGCCCUGCUGGUGUUGGAGGGCGCGGACCGAGCCGGGAAAUCGACCCAGGCCGCCCUCCUCGUCGACCACCUUCUCACACGCGCCGGGGUGAGCGCACAGGGCAUGGCGUUCCCAGACCGCACAACGCACAUAGGCCAGCUGGUGAGCUCGUACCUGCAGCGCAACGUGGAGUUGGAUGAUCACGUUGUCCACCUCCUCUUCUCCGCCAACCGAUGGGAGCGAGCCUCCCUGAUUCGGGAGAGGCUGCAGGCGGGGGUGACGCUGGUGGUGGAUCGGUACGCGUUCUCCGGGGUCGCCUUCACAGCCGCCAAGCCGGGGUUUGACCCCGAGUGGUGCCGCCACCCGGACGUGGGCCUCCCGCGCCCGGACCUGGUCCUCUUCCUGUCCGUGCCCCCGGCCCACGCCCAGCAGCGCGGUCGCUACGGCGACGAGCGCUACGAGCACGCGGCCUUCCAGCAGCGCGUGCUGCAGCGGUACGACGAGCUGGCACGUGACCCCACGCUCACCUGGGAGCAGGUGGAUGGCACAGGCAGUCCGGACGAGGUCCACCAGAGGAUCCUGCCGCUCGCCACCCGCGCCAUCCAACAGGCGGCCACCAACCCCAUCCUCCCCCUGUGGGCAUAGCCACCACCACCUCGCCCAGUGGCGGUGGCACGGCGGCUACGAGAUGUCAUCUCCCUCGCCCGGUACGCAGGAGGUCGUGGGUUCGAUCCCAACCCUGACGACGCCUGCUGUAUAUAUGGAGUUAUCGGUGUCUCA